UUUCACAAAAUUCACAAUAAAAACUCGUUAAAAAGUCCAGCUGUGUGUAUAGUGAGUGUUAUCGGUACAGUAACUAGAAAAAAUAAAUCCAUGGCAAUGUCUUAUUCUCGUUUAACUCAACUGAGGCUAUCGCUUAAACAUUUCCGAAGAUCAUGUACCAGUACAUCGAACACAAGACCGACGGCCGGUAUAUCUCAAAUUGCCAAACUAGGUAAUGACAAGGCAGAGGUGGAGAAAAAGAAGGAAGAAGAGGAUCGCGUAACAUAUGAACUCCCCAAAGCAAUGUAUGCUGAAAACAAGAAAACCGUCUUUCAGUUAUUCUCCAGUCAAAAGAACUAUGCAAUUGAAGUAAUCAGUGUUCUUAACGCGAUCGAAUUCUCGCCGUAUGGAGUUAAAAAAGCGUGGAGUGAUUGGAAGGAAGAUAAGCUCGUUAGAUCACAGUUGUACGUCAAAGAAAGAGCAGAGUUUCUUGGCCCAGAAAUAGCCACUGGUCAUUUUAUUUGUUUUCGAGGUGGCAAAGUUCGCUUUUAUGGCCAUAAAGACUGGAUUGUCGAAGACCCUGAUUCGGAUAUCAUACCGAAUUUACCCAGAUUUUACUUGGAAUCUUAUAAAAUGGAAGCUGUUGACUGUUCAAAAAUGACUCUUGUCUAUGAAGGAUUGGAAAACAUGAAAAACAUGGAGAAGCUCAAAUGGUUGAGCCUGGAGUCGUGUCCCCGUAUUGACGAUUGGUGCCUGGACAGGAUUUCCGGCGAAUUUUGUGACACGUUGGAAUAUCUGGAUAUUCGAAACUGUCCACUGGUGACAGAUAAAGGUAUCGCUUCAUUAAGUAAGAUGAAGAAACUGAAAACUCUUCUGGUUGGCGGUCACCCGGAAGCUAAAAAUCUUGAACUUGUAUGCCUCAUGCUUGAGGACGUUUUGCCUGAAUUAACCAUCCGAGGUAUUCUUUAUUGCGAUGAGUCUUUAUUGACAAAUGACGAGGCCCACGAGUAAAAUGUAAAGUUCUUUCAACAGUCAUUUGCCGAUUUUUGUUCUUGAGGAAUUAUUAUGAAUCAAUACAUAAAUGUUAAUGUUUA
Daphnia pulex (common water flea) is the source of this 1073-nucleotide messenger RNA. Its product is annotated as distal membrane-arm assembly complex protein 2-like. The record is from RefSeq and is a predicted model, not a curated record. Bases 91 to 990 code for a protein of 299 amino acids. The transcript is spliced from 2 exons. NCBI's taxonomy places the organism in Eukaryota, Metazoa, Arthropoda, Branchiopoda, Diplostraca, Daphniidae.